Brassica napus (rape) is the source of this 1487-nucleotide messenger RNA. Its product is annotated as transcription factor TGA10. The record is from RefSeq and is a predicted model, not a curated record. NCBI's taxonomy places the organism in Eukaryota, Viridiplantae, Streptophyta, Magnoliopsida, Brassicales, Brassicaceae. The transcript has 11 exons. Bases 116 to 1468 code for a protein of 450 amino acids. Gene Ontology annotation, biological process: regulation of DNA-templated transcription; DNA-templated transcription. Gene Ontology annotation, molecular function: sequence-specific DNA binding; DNA-binding transcription factor activity.
AUAAGCUUGCUGCCUCAGGUGAAGACCAACAUAAGAGAUCUAUCAUCAUCUUUCUGCUGUUACUAUCACACUCGUUCAAACAGCAUCCACAGACUUCAACCAUCACCAUCAUCAAAUGCAAGGUCAUCACCAGAAUCAUCACCAACAGUUAUCAUCAGCCUCGGCCAUGUCUUCCAAUGGAAACUUCAUGAACAAAGAUGGAUAUGAUCUUGGAGAGAUAGACCCAUCACUCUUCCUCUAUCUUGAUGGAGAAGGACAUCAUGAUCCUUCAUCAACUGCUCCUUUACCUCAUCAUCACACAACCCAGAAUUUGGCGAUGAGACCUCCAACAUCGACGCUUAACAUCUUUCCAUCUCAACCGAUGCACAUAGAGCCACCUCGUUCUUCUACACCCAAUACCGAUAAUACAAGAUUGGUUGCACCUAGUAGUUCAACUCGACCAUCUUCUGAGCCGUCCAUGGACUUGACCAAUCAUUCUCAGUUUCAACUUCCUCAGCCUUCUAAAUCAAUUAAGAAAGAAGGGAACCGCAAGGGUCCUGCCUCAUCGGACUAUGACAUACCAAAAUCAUCAGACCCUAAGACAUUGAGAAGACUAGCACAGAACAGAGAAGCAGCAAGGAAAAGCAGAUUACGAAAAAAAGCUUAUGUUCAGCAACUGGAGUCAUGUAGGAUCAAGCUAAGCCAACUAGAACAAGAGAUUCAACGGGCCAGAUCCCAAGGCGUAUUCUUCGGAGGAGAUCAACAGCAAGGUGGACUACCCACUGGUCCCGGCAACACCAGCUCUGCAGAAGCAGCGGUGUUUGAUAUGGAAUAUACGAGGUGGCAAGAGGAGCAGCAGAGGCUGUUAACCGAACUAAGGAUGGCUACACAAGAGCACUUGGUCGAUAACGAGCUUAGGAUGUUUGUAGACAAUUGUUUAGCUCACUAUGACCAUUUGAUUAACCUCAAGGCCAUGGUCGCUAAGACCGAUGUGUUCCACCUUAUCUCUGGCGCUUGGAAAUCUCCAGCCGAACGUUGCUUCUUGUGGAUGGGAGGUUUCCGCCCAUCUGAGAUCAUUAAGGUGAUUGUGAAUCAGAUAGAACAAUUGACAGAGCAACAGAUAGUUGGGAUUUGUGGGCUGCAACAGUCCACACAAGAGGCAGAAGAGGCACUCUCACAAGGUCUUGAGGCAUUGAAUCAGUCGCUUUCCGAUAGUAUUGUAUCCGACUCUCUUUCGCCUGCCUCUGCACAAUUUCCUCCUCAUCUAUCCAAUUUUAUGUCACACAUGUCCUUAGCUCUCAACAAACUCUCUGCUCUAGAGGGCUUCGUUCUUCAGGCGGAUAAUCUGAGGCACCAAACGAUCCAUAGGUUGAACCAAUUGUUGACGACCCGUCAAGAAGCACGUUGUAUUCUAGCCGUUGCUGAGUAUUUCCACCGUCUUCAGGCUCUAAGUUCUCUCUGGCUAGCCCGUCCACGCCAAGAUGGAUGAUACCACUGAUGAGGAGAAA